UGAACUUCAUAUAUGAUUUUAAUUUGGACAUUUAAGAAUUUUCAACGGUCAACUCAUAACUUCCCUGAGUUUUCUUCUCUAAUAGCCCUAUUUCUCUCAUCAUCUUACAGAACUAAGCAAGCUCAAACUCCCCUUGGCCUUCCCUGUCUCUUACGCACUCGCAGGUAAUUCCAGCAAUUGCCCCACCGUUGAGACAUGGAUUCAUUACCGGAUUCUAUUUCCGACCACUUUCCUAUCCUGUACUACGUUCUUUACCAACUCGAUUCUAUUUCUGGUACAUCCAACUUACAGCUUCCUCCCAAAACUAAACAAUCGGUACUCACCCAGUUGUCACAUCUCAACAAUCCUAAAGUCUUGGCCUCUAUGAUCGAAGUAAUCCCCGACAACCUCACCAACACUCUGUCAGCCCUCAUUUCACUCGGCCCACCCCCCGAUCCCUCCGCUAUUGCAGCCGCUCGUGAGAAGAUCAUUGAAAUCCAAUCUGGUCUCCAAAAGAGUCUACAAGAGAUGGAGGCCGAAGGCAUUGAUGAUCUCGUUGAGAGACAGAACAAGCUGAGAAAAGCAGCAGAGAAGGAAACGCAGAUUUAUAAGAUGGUGGAUAGGGUCGUGGAGAUCCAUGAAGCCUAUAAGAAAGAGUUGAGUUCUGCCGAGGAUCGUCUCGUCGAAGUUUAUGGAUCGGCUGCUGCAGAGUUGGAAAAGGAGACCGACUUGGACGUUAACGAAGAAGUCAUUAGAAUUUUGAAAGAGGCUGAGAGUGGUGUGGUGGAGAAGGUUGACCUUUUUGGGCAACAAAUCAAGUUUCUUCCUGAGGGGUUUGGGAAACUUCGCCGAUUGAUUGAGAUUAAUCUAUCGCACAAUCAACUAAAGGUUCUUCCUGAUUCUAUAGCUGGGCUUCAGAAACUAGAACGCCUGGAUAUUUCCUCAAAUCUUUUGGAGUCAAUUCCUGAUUCGAUCGGGCUAUUGGUUAAUUUGAAGGUCAUGAAUGUAACAGGAAACAAGCUGUAUAUGCUUCCUGAAACCCUUACUGGUUGCAGUUCGUUGGUGGAGUUGGAUGCAAGCUUUAACGAUCUACGAAGUUUGCCAAUAAAUAUUGGAUAUGGAUUGAUUAAUCUUGAAAGGCUAUCAAUCCAGCUUAACAAGAUAUGUUAUCUUCCUGCGUCAAUAUGUCAGCUCAAGUCUCUUAGAUAUUUCGAUGCACACUUCAAUCAACUCCAUGCUUUGCCUCCUGACGUUGGAAGGUUAACGAAUCUUGAGGUGUUGAUUCUCAGUGGUAAUUUCUACAAUUUCACAGAGGUUCCUGAAUCAAUCUGUGAUCUCUGCAACCUAAGGGAGUUAGAUCUUAGUGACAACCAGAUCAGAGCUCUUCCUGACAGAUUCGGGCGGUUGGAAAAACUAUUGAAGCUUAAUAUGGAUCAAAAUCCACUCGUGAUACCUCCAAUGACAAUUGUUGACAAAGGGAGCCAAGCGGUGAAGGAUUACAUGGACAUGAGGUGGGCUGAUUUAGUUGCAGAGAAACAGAAGGCUAUGCAUGAGGCAAACAUGCCUCGAGAUCAGAUUGGAUGGUUUGCGCGGGGAUCCUCCAUGUUCAGUAACAUAACUUCUGGGGUCGUGCAAACUAUUUCUGAUUACACAGGAGGAAGAACUGAAACUCACAAAAACCCAUGGUUGUAUCAACAAUUGUGAGUGGAGGAUUGUAUGGUGUUCUUCUCAACCUGGAUUUCUAAGAAAUUUUGUCUAAAUAUAGAAGUACAAUACAUAAAUACACACACAUAAUAUAUAUCGAUAUAUAUAUUUUGCUGCAAAUACUACUGGACUUUGUACCUAUAUGGUAUAAAUUGUGCUUCUAUAUGUAAGAACUCAAUGUGGAAUCAUCAACCAUACUCUCAAAGCAGAAACGUUUUAGAAAUUGAAAUAAAACAGUUGAAGAGAGAUUCAUGUACAGUUUCUAAACUAAAGCAAUUAUGUUUCUGUUUC
Molecule: messenger RNA, 1974 nt
Organism: Cucurbita pepo subsp. pepo (vegetable marrow)
Lineage: Eukaryota; Viridiplantae; Streptophyta; Magnoliopsida; Cucurbitales; Cucurbitaceae
Source: RefSeq, a predicted model, not a curated record